AUGUCUAUCGCACGCAAGCCUGGGAAAUUUCACAUGGGAAUUCAGAUCAAACAAAUUUUAAAACCAACGACGGCUCGAGCACGCAAGACAAAGAUUAUUUGCGCAAUUGGUCCAGCGUCGUGGUCUGUAGACAUGCUAGGACAGCUAUUAGAUGCAGGAAUGAAUGUUGCACGAUUGAAUUUUUCCCAUGGUGAUCAUGAUCUGCACAAUAGAAGUUUGUUGAACCUUAGAAAAGCUAUGGCUGCCCGACCUGGUUGCCAUUGUGCUGUGCUUCUAGAUACGAAAGGACCUGAAAUUCGUACUGGCUUAUUAAGAGAUCACGAACCUGUUCAAUUGAAGGCUGGUCAAACGCUAGAGAUCACAACAGAUUACAGUGUUGAAGGUGACAGCUCUCGCAUUGCAUGUACAUAUGAGCUAUUGCCAACGUCUGUGUCAAUGGGCUCCAAGAUUUUGUGCGAUGAUGGAAGCCUUGUGAUGACUGUGCUGCAGUGCUUGUCGAAUUCGAUUGUUGUGCGAGUGCACAAUGAUCAUAUUCUUGAAGAGAAAAAAAAUAUGAAUUUGCCAGGAGCGGCUAUACAGAUACCUGGUAUCACUGAGAAGGACGAGAAUGACCUGCUAAAUUUUGCAAUCCCCAAUGGGGUGGACAUCGUAUCAGGUUCUUUUGUUCGCACGGCUGAGACUGUGCGAGCGAUCCGGAAAUGUCUCGGUGAAGCAGGUCGUCACAUUCGCGUGCACGCGAAGAUUGAAAGCUUAGAAGCGCUGCAGAAUAUCGACGAGAUUAUUGCUGAGGCCGAUGGGAUUCACAUGAUCAUCGGCAAGGCGAAUAAGGCUGGUAAACCAGUAGUAACCUCAACACAAAUGCUCCAAUCCAUGACUAGUAAAAUCAUCCCAUCAAAUGCGGAAUGUACGGACGUUGCAAAUGCAGUGCUUGAUGGCACAGAUGCAAUGAUGUUGUCAGCAGAAACUGCCAAAGGCAUGUACCCAAAAGAAGCAGUUGAAACCAUGGCUAAAAUCUGCAUUGAAGCAGAGCAAGCUCUUGAUUAUACGGAGGUAUAUCGCCUGCACAGAGCAGCAAACAGUCACAACGUAAGCACGUGCGAAUCGGUCGCGAGCUCGGCAGUUGGAAUUGCUCUCGAUAUGGGCAUUAAGCUCAUCAUUUCAAUCACCGAAACGGGUUCCAGUACGAAAUUGUUAGCAAAAUAUCGACCAGAAGCUAAUAUCUUGGCUGUUACAUCUUCAAAAUCAACGGCGCGGCAGCUUUCCGGGGUCUCUAGAGGGGUGACGGCAUUGCUUCUGGAGACUAUGCCGGGAAUUGACGAUCUUACGUUUUUAGGCAUCGCGCACGCUCAAGAUCGUGGGUUGAUUCUGAAGGGCGAAAUGAUUAUUUUGGUCAAUGGUCUGGACGAUAAUAUAUCAGCAUCCAAUAUUGUAGUCAAAGUCAUUGAAGUGCCCAAAAGUGGCUACUUCAGUCCUAAAAACUCUACUUUCUGA
Molecule: messenger RNA, 1491 nt
Organism: Plasmopara halstedii
Lineage: Eukaryota; Oomycota; Peronosporomycetes; Peronosporales; Peronosporaceae
Product: pyruvate kinase
Exons: 7
Coding region: 1-1491 (496 amino acids)
Biological process (GO): glycolytic process
Cellular component (GO): cytoplasm
Molecular function (GO): magnesium ion binding; pyruvate kinase activity; potassium ion binding
Source: RefSeq, a predicted model, not a curated record